Eruca vesicaria subsp. sativa (arugula) is the source of this 753-nucleotide messenger RNA. Lineage: Eukaryota; Viridiplantae; Streptophyta; Magnoliopsida; Brassicales; Brassicaceae. The record is from the annotation of a GenBank genome assembly.
AUGCUGCUGAUUCUGACUCUUAUGUUAUUGAACAGAACUAUCCUCUUGGAGCUUUCAAGCCGGCAUGUAAUGUUUCUAUUACCUUUACUGAUGGGAAGAAUCGUAAACAGGAUUCAUGUUAAGAAAGAUAAUGGACAGACGGUUAUGAACCCACUUUUCCAGAGUCAAGAAACUAUUGCUGGCAAGAGAUUUGUAUUCAGGUUGUUCCUUAUAUCAGGGAAAAAGGUGGAGCACAAUGGUGUUAAAGUUGAACUUCUUGGUCAAAUAGAAAUGUACUUUGACAGAGGAAACUUCUGCAACUUCACUUCCUUGGUGCGGGAGGUUGACGUACCUGGAGAGAUAUAUGAAAAAAAGGCAUACCCUUUUGAAUUUUCAACUGUUGAGAUGCCACAUGAGACAUACAAUGGCGUCAAUAUAUGUCCUCAAAGUAACAGUUACACGUGGCUAUGGUGGAAGCAUCGUGGAGUAUUAGUUACACGUGAAUUUGUGGUCUGUAACUAUUCGCCACUACCUCCAAUCAACAACAGCAUCAAGAUGGAAGUUGGAAUUAAGGACUGCCUGCAUAUGGAGUUUGAGUACAAUAAAAGCAAGUACCACCUGAAAGAUGUUAUCCUUGGGAAGAUAUACUUCCUUGAGUUCCUUCUGGUCAGAAUCAAGAUAAAGAAUAUGGACCUUGAGAUCAGACGGGAGAAUCAACUGGAACAGGAGCUAAUACCCAUGUCAAGACAGAAACACUUGCCAAAUUUGAGUUAA